Messenger RNA from Lymnaea stagnalis (great pond snail), 1813 nucleotides. Lineage: Eukaryota; Metazoa; Mollusca; Gastropoda; Lymnaeidae. The record is from the annotation of a GenBank genome assembly.
UAUACAAGUUGGAAAGACACUGCAAAAGUUGUGGGGCAAGUCUUGGAUUAUAGGAGACUUCUGUGGGUCAGAUGUAUAUGUGGAUCAGGAGAAUGGCACUUACAAGGUGACAAACUUGUAUAAAUUUAGUGAUAAUUAGUGAAUUAAGUAUGCAGAUCAUUUCAAGGCCGACAUUUUAUUGUUUUUUUUUUCCUUAUUUCAAGGUUUAUGUGGUUUCACUGUCUCAUUUGAAUCUCUUAAAUACUGAUGUUUUGGCUAAAGAGAAUGUUCUAGAAGAUGCUCAAGAAGUCUUCAGGUAAAUUUGACCAAACUCUAAGAGGUUUUAUUUUUCUUUUUUGAACUGUAGCCCCAGAACCUAACUGUAAUUAAAGUUAAGGUAGAUUUUUCUUAAACACAAAAAAAAAAAAAAAAUCUCACUCUCUCUAACUGUCAUAUGUUGUCUGUCUGACUGAUUCUUUCGGUCAGGUCUGGAAGUAACUGUAUAUUUUGUUUCAUAGAAUCAAUUCUAUUUUCAAACUUUGUAAACAAGACAAAUUGGGGAAUAAAUAGAGCAAUCAUUUUAAUAAAUGUUUUGCAGUUUUUCUUUGUUUUUCUAAAGCUGGCUGUCCAUUUUUAUCAUAAAAUGAAAAUACCAAAACUUGUUAGCUGUUAUUUAUUAAAAUUUUAUACAUAUUCUAGUUUCUACAUUUUUAUCAGGGCAGCUCCAGAAGUCCUUAAGCACUCCAUGUUUUCCCGGGCCAGUGAUACUUACUGCUUGGGACAUUUAAUUUGGGAAACUCUAACUGCCUUUGACAAUCCCAAAAUGAAAAAAGAUGACUUUAAAGAGAAGUUGCAAUUUGAUGGAUUUAAAUCUGUAAGAAACAUUAUGGUCUUUUUUUUUUUUUUUUUUUUUUUUUUUUUUUUUUUUUUUUUUUUUUAAAAGAUCAAAUUUUUAUUUUUUUUUUUUUUUUUUUUUUUUUUUUUUUUUGUCUUUGUUUUUUUUUGUUACAAAAGAGCAAAUGUUUAUGUUUUUUUUUUCCAAACACUUUUAAAAUUAGAAAAAAAUUCCAAAAUUGUAUAAACAGCAUAAUUUUAACAGAUCAAUCACAUGCGGCACUAUUCAUUACAAGGAUUUGGAACCAACAAUGUAUUUCUCACAUAAGGACAUAAGUGUUCUCUCAGCAAUCUGAUUGUUGUAUAUUCUUACAUGUUAGCUCUGCAAAUGUUGAUGCCUUUUCUAGCUUAAUUACUUUGCCUACUUCCUUAAUUUAUAGUUUAUAGCAAUGGCCCUGCAUUCCAUUGAGAAGUGGGGAUAAUGUAAAUGGAUUUAACUUUUACUGUAACCAGUAAAAAUAAACUUUGCAAGAAGCAUGUGGAUCAGACCAAACAUUUUACAAAUUUCAAAGAGGGGGGAGAGAUAAAUUAUAAUUAUUUCAACUAAAAGAAAAAUUCCUUAAUUCUAGCUGUUCAGUCCUGCUUAAACUGAUUCAAGAAAUUGUUAUUUCAAGCAUCUGUACAAUUAUUUAACAAAUAAAAAAUAAAGUAAUUAAAGUUAUCAGAGAUCAAAUUUUAAAAAAUCACAAAUCUAUUUCUGUAACAUCAUGCAGUUGUCACAAAUUAAAGAUGAAAUACGGAGGAACAAUGAGAACGAAGAAAAAGAGAAACUGGAAGUGCCAGAUUACAACCAGUGGGUCCAAAAGUAUUACAAUGAGAAAGUACAAGAGAAACUGGAAGAGAGACUAACUAAGCCAAAAUGCUGUUCAGAAGAUUUCUACCUGUUUAUCAAAGAAUGCCUUCAUGUCAAAGACUGUAACAGGCCAACCAAAUCUCUGGU